GACAACACCACGACGCGCAAUUGAGCUUCGCCGCUGCGUCGAGCCUCUCCGCCAACUUAUUGCCAAGUCUGUACAGCCCGUCGCCUGGAAAACAUAACCCCCCUUCCUCCUUCCCCCGCCAUCGCGCCCGCCCGCUUCGCAGCCCAUUGAGGGCAAAAUCCUAUCACCAUCACCGCCAUGUCUCUCGUCAACCUAGCACACGUGUGCUCGCACAUGCAAAAUGCAUCAAAAGCCAGACUCGGGCUGACUUCAAUACCUGUCUCUAAAAUGCACGUCAAAAUUGCUUUGGGCCUACAGCGUGAAGGCUUCCUCUCUUCAGUCACACUCGGCGGACCCACACCACCAAAGCCUUUUCUCCUACAAGCACAACAAGAUCCCGAGCAAUUAGAACACAUGGCACAAAAGCUCAAAGACGAGCCGUGGCUUGCCUACCCAGUACAAACUCCACGAGGCCAGAAAGAGCAGGCGCCACUCGGCCACGAGCAGGUCCACGAUGUACACGUACCAGAGAACCCGGCGCGGAGGAGAUUAUGGCUGGGACUGAAGUACUGGCAGAACGAGCCGGUGCUGACCAACAUGAAGCUGAUAUCAAAGCCCACACGGCGGAUCUGGCUGACGAGCGAGGAUCUGGGCAAGAUUACACGAACGCGCGAGUCGAGCUACGUAAAGGGACUUACGCAUCCUGGCGAGUGCAUGUUUGUCACGACAGAUCGCGGCAUCCUGGAGGCAAGAGAGUGUGUGGAGCGGCAAUUGGGAGGCAUGGCUCUUUUCAGGGUGUGGUAG
This is a messenger RNA of Bipolaris maydis ATCC 48331, 783 nucleotides long. Its product is annotated as mitochondrial 37S ribosomal uS8m domain-containing protein. Gene Ontology annotation, molecular function: structural constituent of ribosome. NCBI's taxonomy places the organism in Eukaryota, Fungi, Ascomycota, Dothideomycetes, Pleosporales, Pleosporaceae. Gene Ontology annotation, biological process: translation. Gene Ontology annotation, cellular component: mitochondrion; ribosome. The record is from RefSeq and is a predicted model, not a curated record.